GAUCAGAGACUUACAAUUUGUGAGUGGCUCAGAUAGCAAUGAGUAAUCGAGAGGUGGUAGUUCUGAGUGUGGGAGGGGUGAGGUUUGUAACCAGGGCUGCUACCUUGCAGCAGUUCCCAGAGUCCAGGCUGGCACGGAUGUUGAGUGAUGAUGACCAGGAAUUUAAACUGGUGAAUGGAGAGUUUUUUGUGGACAGAGAUGGAACUUUGUUUAGUUACAUCAUGGACUUCUUGAGGACUCUCCAGGUCUCCUUACCAACUGACUUUUCAGACUAUCAGAGGCUGCAGAGGGAAGCAGAAUUCUAUGGGCUCUACACUCUGGCUGACCUCCUGAGCCAGGAACACUUGCUGAAGCCAAGGCUGGAGAUCUUGGAAGUGCGUUUUUCUCUCCAGGAGAUGCAGGCCUUUUUCCGGAUCUUUGGUUCCUGCAGUGCUACUGUUGAGACACUAGCUGAACAGAUCACAGUGUUCAUGGGGCAGCAGUCAGGACAGAGCUGGAACAGCCGUUUUCCUUCUCAGAAACCACUUGUUCCACUUCCUUUGGAAAGACCUUCUCAUCAUGACAUGGUUUUUCAGUGCGGUACUGACUACUCUGCUGGUGACCAGUUUGUGGCCAGGUAUGUUUCCAUAAAGCCAGAUAACAGAAAGCUGAUUAAUGGUACAAACGUGCUAGGUCUGCUACUUGACACUUUACUCAGAGAUGGAUUUCGCCUCAUAAGCACCAGGACAGUCUCUGGUGAAGACAAAGUGGAAUGCUUCAGUUUUGAAAGGGUGAAGAGGCCAGCAGGCCUUGCGCUCACACUGAAGAGCACUCCAGGGAGCUCCGGGGUGGCACAGGCAAAGAGAAGCCAAGUGCAGAAAGGGAAAUAAAGGCUUUUCAUCUGCUGAAGGUGGAAGAGGGGUGUGUCAGCACUAGUGGCCUUUUUCUGACUUGUUUCAAACUGCAGCUAUUGAGGGAAGGAACAAACAAACAAGUUGGUUUUUUUUUCUAGUAUUCGGAAGGAAAAAAUUGCUUUCCUGCUUUUUACCACUCCACCCUCUUCAACUCUAAAUAAAAGAACCACAGAUUCAAUACUGGUUUUGUGGACCAGAUUCCAGUGUUUUCAAAGGUUGUUUUGGUUUUUCUCUCUCGCUAAAAUUCGUAUUAGGACUUGCAAAAAAAAUCAGCUGUUCCUGCCAGAAAAUCGUUUCUAUGUCCUGUGCUAAUCUGCAAGUAGAUUUUAAAUACAUGAUAACUACAUGAGGAAAUAACAGAUCGACGCAACUGUCAUCCUAACAAUUUGGGGAAGUGGCUGCAGGAGGAAUGCAGACCUCAACAACUGAAUAUUGCUUCUGCUUUCAAGAGAUGCACAUACACUUAACUCUUGCAGUUAGCAGAAAGCAAGGAACAACCUCCCCAGGGAUGUGAUGGAGUCCCCAUUGCAGAAGACUUUCAAGAUGUGGUUGGAGAGGGUGUGAAAUGAUCUCUCCUGGGCUCCCUUUCCCACCAAAGGCUGGACAGGUGAUCAUUUCAGGUCCUUCCCAGCCCAGCCUGUUCUGUGAAGACCUGUGAAGGUCUGUGUCAGCCUAUUGUGGUGGCCUUUGAAAGGUCAGUUUGCCAAGGGCAGCAUUUGGGUGACACAGCAGACAAGCUGUAUGGGGUGACUGUCCUGACAAGUUGCUGUACUACAAAGACAACACUAGUUUUCCAAGCUAGUUUUCCACAUACUGACUUUCCAGUAAAGUUCCCAUUCCUCAACUUGAGAUAAAACUCAAACCAGUAAUGACAAGUAUUGAAGGGGUGAGUGACUGUGAAUAUUGCUGGUGAAGAGACUUACCAAAAAUAGCAAGAAGCACAAGACAAAAAUGACAAUUUUCUAAAGGGAAAGGCAGAAAAAGGGAUUUGAACCUGUGUUUAAACACCACACCUUCAGUGACUGCUGAUAGCAGCAGUGUCAACUGAGAACAGUAUCAGAACACCUGGUAGUAACAAAAUUAGGCUACUUCACCAACCACAGAAACAGUGAAUUUAUGUUUCUGCUGCAGCAGCCGCUUUGAAAACUGAAGUUUGGAUUACUUUUUUUCUAAAUAAAUUGAAAGAAAAUAGGAAAUAUUUCAAUUCUUAAAAGCCCUGGAGUUUUAAACUGUGCCAUUACUGAUGCUCUAUGACUUCAGCAAAGUGACUAUUUGGAACAACUAUUUCAGGAACAGCUUGUGGUGGGCUAGUGCUGAACACUCCCUGGUUCCCCUCACGGGUUAAUUUUUAUUCAGCACAAGCAUCAUCCUAUGAAUGUAAUAUUUUGGUUCCAGAAAAAUAUACCUUCUUUGAAAGAAAGCACAUUCCUGGGUUUCUUUAUAUAGAAAGUGGCAGCAGCACUGGUAGACCUACAGGUGGCGUAGCUUGAAGCUACAACUAAAUGGCAGCAAUCACAGAGGAAGGGGUGGAAGUAUGUUCAUUUGCAGACAAAUGAAUAUGAAAAUAGCACCGAUUUACUAUGAGGAUCCUCAGCUGGCCUGGGUAGCUGCUGCCCUCCACCCUGUAAGACUGUAGAGUGUUGCUGAACCAGGAUGGCAAUAUUUUCUUUGCCUUCUUUGGAAUGUUAAACAGCAUAUCCUACAGGCACUGGGGAAGUUACUUAGAAGAAAGUAACUAAUAGCUCUAGUAACUCAAAACGGGAUCUCUGCAGUGUGGGAAAUUUAUUGUAGGUGGCUUAGCCAUGCUUUUACAUGUGACAGAACAAGGAGCUCACAUCUUGGUCUAUAUUAAAUAGCAAUGGGAUUUUGAAACAUUUAUACUUUUUUUUUUCCAAUGAGGUUGGAAUUCAAGUCACUGCCAACUUUAUCAAGAGAAUUCCUUUUUCCUGGGAAGGUGCAAGAUUUGCUGAUUUCAGUAAAUUUACUGCUGUGUUUGCCUUUUUCUUCCUUGGACCUAGUAAAGUUGUGCAAACUUCUGCUCCCUGAGAUGCCGUAGUGCUGGAGGUCAGUCCUGUUGCUCAGAGCAAGCAGUGAGCCCUCUUCUGCUUUUUAACACACAAGGGGACUGCCAGAGCAGUAAGAUCACUAGGAAGAAAGCAAACUCAACAGUAAGGUAACCCUGUCCCUCUGUUCUACAUGGACUGCAGGUUUAUGUGGCAGAAAUAGAUCAUCAAAAAAGACGUGACAGUUUGCUAGAUUUGCAAGAGUAGGUGAUUCAGAAAGACAACACUUCAUUUGUAUUAUAUUUUUUAUUUUAAUCACUUUUCCCUCAUUUAUAGUUGGACUUCAUCCCAUGUUUCUAUAUUCAAGGCUUCCAAGGGCUUUAUCAAUAGUCUCGUGGUGCCUAUUGGGUAUCCCAACAGGAGAAAGACAUGGCACUUUUUCCAUCUUCCUGUUCUUGCCCCGUCUGCUUCCUUUUAUAGUGAUUGAUUACAUUUUUGUGCUUUUAAGUAACUUUCUGACUGCUUCUUCGCACCCCAGGAAGUUCUCCCAUGUUCUUAUCUCUGUGGGGGCAUAUCAUUUAUUCACCACCCGAAUUAUUCAGUAAUCUGCUGAUACCAGGAACGAGAGAGUCUGACAUGAAAUAUCUCCAUGUUCCUUGGGUAUUGAUUUCAAUGUUGAUUCACACGGGGUCUUAUUUUUUUUGGAAGUGCAGUCUCUGCAUUCUGUACAGAUUCUGCACUCAGUGCUCUUAAGAUUGUGUAAUUGACUCAGAAUAGAUGUUUAAAUAAAGCUAUUGCAAUUGACACUACAUUUAGGCUAAAAAAGACUGAUCUCUUAGUGCUAACCAUAGUACUGGGAAGUUUCCCCUUUACUAAAUAAUUCCAAACAAGUUUUCACAUCCCUGCAUAGUUGAACCUCAUGGAAAUAGUACAGGACUCCACCCUAAAGUGCAGUAUAUGAGGGGCUAAUAGCCACAGGGCAAAAGAAUGAUGCUGGAGUAUCUGCAUCCUGUCCUGCCUUGACAGACUGGCAACAAGGGUGGUGACUUCUGUUCUGACUUCGAAGAAACUUUUCUCCACAUUGGGCUGUUCCCACUUUUUACCUGUUUAGGUUGGUUUCCAGUUCUCCAGUGCACAAAAAUAACUCCUUUAGUUUGAGCUGAGCAAGGCUGAUGUGCUUGUGUCACUUUGGAGGGGGCGAGUUGAAGGUAUAUCAACACACAAUCUGGGUGAGACUUUGUUUUGAUUUGCAGCUGAAUUCACUACCAGGAAGCCACCAAAGUGGAACAGAAUUCCUGUUGGACAUUACAACAAAGUGUUCAGAGCUUUGAUUUUUUAUUUUUUAUUUAAUUUGUUCUCAGAUUGCUGGAAAGUGUUAUUGAAUAUUCAUUGGGAAACAAGCUGGGAGCUAUCCAAGAUGGGGAGGGAAACUCAUUGCCUCUUACUCCUUCCCUCUGAUUUGUGCUGAACCAUUGCCAGGCUUUAGCUUUACAAGGUUUAUUUUUAUCAAUUUUCAACAAUAAACAGUGGGAGGAUCUACAGUAAAAGAUUUACAGUGCAUCAUGAGGAAAUACAACUCUUUACCAAAUAGUAUUAUUGAUCUAUUCCCAGAUGCUACUGAAAAAGCAUAUGAAAUCCUAAAAUGAAGUCCAGUGAUGGAGAACUUCCUCUCUCUAGUGACAGAUGCAUAUGACUGUUAUGUCUUAGGAAAACAAUAAAAGGGAAGGGAGUGACUCUGUUUCUCUGACCAUAUCUUCAACAGCCCAGUUAAAUCUGUCAACUCAGUGUAAUCCCCAUAAAUGAAGAAUUUGGGAAACAAGAGAACUGCUAGUGCGUCUGAAGAGACCCAUUCUUUGAAACUGCCUCUCCUGCUGCAGUCAGGCCAUAAUUAGUUACAGAAGGCCUUGUUGUGACUAGUAAAUGGAUGGACUAACAAUGAUUUGAAUAGUCUGGAACUGGCUGGAGAUAUGCCUGGAGCCCUGAAUACUCUCAAAUGGGUGGGUGGGAUGUAAAUCACUAGUCAUCAUAUAAAAUACAAAUAAAUCUGACUUCUAUUAAAAAAAAAGGGCAUGUCCAUUUUCUAGACCAUCGUGUAGCUUCUGCUGAAAUAACCCCUGAAGUGUGAUCUGAUGUGUAAAUUUUUCCAAGAGUCCUUCCUCCAGUUCUACCCCGCUUCCAUUCUAACACAACAGUUCAAUAAUUGGUGGCUUCUUUCUGGUCAGAAGGAUGAUGAAUGUAGCCCUAAAGGCUGGAAACACUAAUGUGUGCAAGUCUGCUGUAGAGAAUGUAGUUAGGGCUUUGCUCUCUAAGCAAGUUUCUGCUACACCAGUCAGCUGAGUGCUGGCUGAAACUAUGAAGAAUUAAACGUUGCAACAUUGUUCCAUCCUGAUUCUCCAUUGGAAAAAAAGGGAAUAGAUUGGAAACAUCCAGUCUGGUGUUUUACUAGUACUUUGGAGAUGGGAACUCAGUCUUCUCUGAAUUCCAAAGGCAGUUUGUAGCUUUCAUUGAGAGCCCUCUGAAAAGCCUAUGGUUUUUGGUUUUGUUCUCCAGUGAUAACUAAACUGAGUAAUAAAAUAAUUGCUGACAUUUAUUUACAGUGUUGUAUUCAACAAUAAAUGGAAGG
This is a messenger RNA of Melopsittacus undulatus (budgerigar), 5519 nucleotides long. RefSeq names its product potassium channel regulator (gene KCNRG). The record is from RefSeq and is a predicted model, not a curated record. The transcript has 3 exons. Gene Ontology annotation, molecular function: protein binding. Gene Ontology annotation, biological process: protein homooligomerization; negative regulation of delayed rectifier potassium channel activity. Gene Ontology annotation, cellular component: endoplasmic reticulum. The coding region runs from base 39 to 869 and encodes 276 amino acids. Lineage: Eukaryota; Metazoa; Chordata; Aves; Psittaciformes; Psittaculidae.